This is a messenger RNA of Ipomoea triloba (trilobed morning glory), 1668 nucleotides long. Its product is annotated as zinc finger BED domain-containing protein RICESLEEPER 2-like. Gene Ontology annotation, molecular function: DNA binding; protein dimerization activity. The record is from RefSeq and is a predicted model, not a curated record. Lineage: Eukaryota; Viridiplantae; Streptophyta; Magnoliopsida; Solanales; Convolvulaceae. Bases 1 to 1668 code for a protein of 555 amino acids. The transcript is spliced from 2 exons.
AUGAGAGAGAUUAUUGCUAGUGCAAUCAUGGUGCAUGAGCGACCAUUUAGCAUCGUAGAGGAUGAAGUGUUCAUGUGGGCUUUUGAAUAUGCAAAUUCAAAUUUCAGAAAGGUCACUCGUAAAACAGCAAGAAGCGAUUGUUUGCAAUUGUAUGAAGCUGAAAAGAAUACUUUGAAAAAGAUUUUGAGUAAUGUGAGUAAGGUUAGCAUUACAACAGACAUGUGGAAGUCAAGUCACCAAGUAGUCGAGUACAUGGUUCUAACGGGUCAUUUUGUUGAUGCAAGUUGGAACCUUCAGAAGAGAGUUUUGAAUUUUGUCAAAGUGCCUCCUCCUCGACGGGGAACAGAUAUAGCAAAUGCUAUUUUCAAGUGUUUGAGAGGAUGGGGUAUUGAGAAUAAAAUAUUCUCAGUAACCGUUGACAAUGCAUCUUACAAUGACUCUUGUGUAAGAAGUUUGAAAGAAAAUAUGUCAUUGAGCAGUAAGAUGGUACUUGAUGGACAAUUAUUCCAUGUUAGAUGUUGUGCUCACAUUCUGAAUUUGUUGGUGCAAGAUGGUCUUAGCACUAUUAAAGAUAUCAUUCUCAAUGUUCGUGAAAGUGUCAAGUUUAUAAAUUCUUCAGAUGCAAGGUUAAAAUCAUUUCAUGAAGUUGUUGAAUUAAAAGGAUUGAAAGAGAGGAAACUUGUUCUUGAUUGUCCAACAAGAUGGAACUCUACAUACUUGAUGUUGUGUACUGCGACUAAAUUUAAACAUGCCUUUUCAGAUUACAAUGAAAAAGAACCACAUUAUAAAUACACACCAUCAUUUGAGGAUUGGGACAAGAUUGAGAAGGUUUGCCAACUUUUGGAGGUUUUUAAUGAUGCCACACAUGUCAUAUCAGGUAGUGAUUACCCUACUUCUAACUUGUAUCUUGCUGAAAUUCAAAGGGUGAAAAAGGCUAUUGAUAAUGCAGCUGAGUCUUUUGAUAUGUUCAUGAGUGAGAUGGCAAUUCCUAUGAAAGCAAAAUUUGAUAAAUAUUGGGGGGAAUGUAAUUUGCUAAUGUCUAUUGCAUGUGUUUUAGAUCCAAGGAUGAAGUUAAAUGGUAUUAAGAUAACUUUUCCCAGGUUGUAUAAAACACAAAGUGAUGUUGAAAAGAAUGUGGAAAGGGUGAAAAGGGCGUUAGAAGAAUUAUAUCUUGAUUAUGUGAACUUGUUUAGUCAAGAUGCUUCCUCUACUAGUGGACAUACUGAAUUCAAUGUUGAAAGCACCACUGUGGAUCAUGGUGUACAGCAAAUGGAUAAAGGAAUGCAAGAGAUAUUGACUAUGGUCCACCGAAGUCAAUCAAUUCCUCUUACAAAAUCAGAGUUGGAGACUUAUCUUGAGGAAAAUCUUGUUAUUCAUACUUGUUCUUCUUCAUCUUUUUGUGCCUUGGGGUGGUGGAAAAAUAAUAGUUUAAAGUUCAAAGUUUUGUCAAAGAUGGCUGCCGAUAUACUAGCUGUUCCUAUUUCAAGUGUGGCAUCUGAAUGCACAUUUAGUGCCGGGGGAAGGGUGAUUGAUGAAUAUCGUGCUAGCUUAAAUGAACAAUCUAUUGAAGCUCUUAUUUGUGGUGGGGAUUGGCUUCGUAACAAGUAUGGGCUGAAGAAAAAAGAAAAGAUGGAUUCUGGACAACAGGAGAUUAUGCUUAAGCCGUGA